AUGUCUCACGUCCCGAUGAUGUUGCGGCCCAUCAAGCCCGAAGACCUGGUGUUUCCCCACGAGAUGAACACGAAUCGCGACCUGUUAGCGUUCGCCAACCUGAUGAUCCGACCGCCACCAAGCAAGCCUGUCGAGAUCUUUAUGAUUUGCGACAUCGUGCAGUGCCUCAUCACACUUUUUGCCUGCACCAACGUCAUGGUCAAAAAGGGUCGCAUGCGAGAUUUCCGCAUCAUCACGUUGCGCAAGAGUCCUUACGGCACUUUCAUCGUCCCCAACGCUAUUUGGAUCUUGCUCACAGGCAUGGUUGUCUAUCUUGUCGAAUGGACCGUUUUUUGCACCUGGAUAGUGUUCGUGCAGAAGACGAACAGGCCGCUAGCCGAGUGGCUUUGGUACAUCCCCUUUCCUUGGCUUUCGCUAGCAUACUCAGCUUGGGCAGCAGGUUACGGUUUUGUGCUCACAUGCAGUCCUCGAUCGCCCAUCUCGAAUCUGCUCGGUAGAAGAAAGCAGGAAUUCAGCGGCAGCAGUCUAAGCUGGUACCACUUGCCAAUCCCACACUCGGCAUGGCUGAUGAAUACGUUUUUCGUCAGCGUCACCGUGGCCAUGUUCGGCUACAACAUCGUCGUGACGGCAUUCGCUGGCAAGCAGCUGGCGAGUACGCACGAGAGGCCCCGCGACAUCAUGGCUCUUCUCUUUGGGCAGCCGUUCACACAUUCAGAAGCGUGGCUCAACGAUGUACCCACGCAAGAAAUGCUGGACUUGGUGAAAGUCGGCUGGGCCGCCAUGAUGAACGUUUUCCGCAUCUGCUGCGUAGCACUAGCCUCGUACUUGGUGUUGACCACGAUGACCAUUGUGGUUGCCUUUCUGUACUCGGUCCCAAACCAGCUGUUCCUGAUGGACCAUCUGUGUCGUAUCUUUCCCGACGUCCCUGCGGAGCAAGGUAUGAGAAAGAGGAGCGCUAGUGAAAACAUCAAGAUGCUGUGGAAGAUCGGAUUGCCGCGUAACCUGAAGGGCCCAUCGUACUCUGCCUUCAAAAAGACAUGGAUGGUGACCAUGAUCGGACAUUGGCAAUCGAUUCUGUUGCUCGCAGCCGUGUCAGCAUUUAUCGUUCCGCCGUGGUUUCUCUUUUUCGUCCCCUGGACCAACGCCUAUGAAGGACGAAGCUCGGAUCACCAGGUCAUGUUCAUCGUCGCGUACACGAUCUCGGUCGCCUUUUUGUCCGCUGGUUGGGUCACCGGUCUUUCAGCUACGUUGACGUACGAUGAAAUUUUCAAGGCGAUAGCCGGGCUUGGUAAUGGCCAUAUCACGGAUCCUUUGUCGAGCUCUAGUCAGGAGAGUUCUAUGCCGCGUCAUAGUCGAAGCUUCUUGGGCAAGUUCCCUGGCGCCAAACUGAUCCUUCCGCCACCAUCACUCACUCGCUCCAAGUCGCUUCAAAGCCCAACAUCAUCGCAGUCGCCUGGGCUGCUUCGCCCUAUGCCGAGCUUUACGCCUUCUUCUGCUGACUCGCACAUCACCGAAAAGGACGAUAUCCCGCUUGACGAUUAUCGAUACCCUUCUCCUGUCAAUAAUGGGAACAAACUGACCAUUGUGACGGAGACAACGAUCACGGUACAUCACGAUGAUCUGGAGGCCAACAUGUCGGGCCCGGAAUCGGUCUCAACGUAUUCUAACCCUUGCAACGCGGGCAAUUCUCCGACACAGGCCACAUCGCCAUACUCCUUCCUUUCCAGGAAAGCGAACCGCUCAAGCAAGUGA
This is a messenger RNA of Ustilago hordei, 1752 nucleotides long. RefSeq lists its product as uncharacterized. The transcript has 3 exons. The record is from RefSeq and is a predicted model, not a curated record. Bases 1 to 1752 code for a protein of 583 amino acids. NCBI's taxonomy places the organism in Eukaryota, Fungi, Basidiomycota, Ustilaginomycetes, Ustilaginales, Ustilaginaceae.